AAAGAGAAGAUACCGUUAGGCAUUUUGCCGUGAUCCGAACGAAGCGCAAGCCAUGGCGGUGCCCAUCGAGUACGAGUACACAGUGAAGUUGGCCCAGACUUCCUUUUUCUCUUCUAUUCUCUUCUUUUUGAUCUCUACAUUUAUGCAUUGGAAUCACUUGAGAUGCCGGUAAUCGAUGUCGUCAUCCGUUAACAACAAUAAUAGUAUAUCGAUUUCAAUCUCAGAAGACGAUUACGAAAAUGUCACCAACAGGAAUCGAGUUCGAGUUCGGAGGAAGAACAAAAAAUCGGUCUCCCGUGCCAAAAAUGGACUCACUCAUCGAGUCGUCCGGAACCUUCUGAGGUGUUGGCCGCUAUUACUCUUCUUUCCCGCCGCCGGGUUACUUUUAUUCCAAGCGCCAAGAACUGGAAGCGAACCGAGUUUAGCUGUAGUUGAUUCGGAGAUUGUUAUUCCCAAGAAGCGAGAGCAGAUCUUUGAAAUCAAGUCGGAGAAGCGAGAACAGAUCUUUGAAAACAAGUCGGAAUCCAGCUUGAAUCGUCUUGAACCAAUUACUAGAAUUGUCCAUGGCGUCAGUGAACGUUGCUUGGAUCUCCUGCCUCCAGAGGAACUUGAACACUUGAACAUUCCCCAGGAUAAGGAAUCAUCUGACAUUGUUAAAGAAGUGGUUUAUAUGUCAGAGAAAACUCUUUCUCAUAUAGAAGGAAAUCAUACAUUUCCUCAACAGCACAAGGCUACAAAAAAAUUCAACUUCUUUACAGGAUUCCAAACUCUUGAGCAAAGAGCGAAAAGCUUCAAGGUGAAUGAGACUCAUUCACUAAAUUGUGGAUUUUAUAGUGAUAAGGGAGGAUUCAAUAUGUCUCACGAAGACAAAAAUUAUCUAAAAGAAUGUGAAAUUGUAGUAUCUACUUGUGCAUUUGGUGGUGGUGAUGAUCUAUAUCAACCUGUUGGAAUGACAAAAACAUCAGUACAGAAGGUUUGCUAUGUUGCAUUUUGGGAUGACAUUACUGUAGCUGCACAGGAGGCAUCGGGUCAUCAAAUUGGGGAGGAUCUAUUUAUUGGAAAAUGGCGGAUCAUUCUUGUUUGGGAUCUUCCUUUUAGAGACCAACGGCUGAAUGGUAAAAUUCCAAAGAUGUUGGUGCAUCGCUUGUUUCCUCGUGCCCGAUAUUCCAUUUGGGUUGACUCCAAAUCCCAGUUUAGAAGGGACCCUUUGGGUGUCUUGGAAGCCCUUCUCUGGCGUUCACAUUCUGUUCUUGCAAUUUCAGAUCAUGGAGCUCGUGGUAGUGUGUAUGAUGAGGCAAAUGCUAUUGUCAGCAAAAACAAAGCCUCGCCAAAAGAAGUUGACCUCCAGAUGACUCAGUACCGCCUUGAUGGCCUCCCAAACGACUCAAGGUUAGAUGGGAGGAAAGCACUGGCUGAAGCUUCUGUGAUUGUGAGAGAUCAUACACCAUUAACCAACCUGUUCAUGUGCCUUUGGUUUAAUGAGGUUGUCCGUUUCACUCCCCGAGAUCAACUAAGUUUUCCUUAUGUCUUUUGGCGUUUAAAAGAGUUGAGGAACAUUAAUAUGUUUCCUGUUUGCACUAGGAGAGAUCUUGUUAACAGCAUGGGACAUAUUCGCAAGGCCAAAACUCAUGCUAUUAACAAAUUUUCUCAACCAUAAAGUAGAUGUCAAUCCUGGAACCAUAUUUGGACAUUUAUAAUAAAUGUGAAGAGUGCAUUAAUUUUUAUAUUCCCAUUGAUUCCUCUCCAUUUUGAUCCUCACAUUUUCUAUGCCCGGAGCCAGAGAUAGAAAGAUUCAGUUUUGUAUCCAGAGCUAAUCUUUGUCACGGGCUUAUGAUAGAUGGAUAUUAUGUUAUGCCCUUUGGCCACGCCCACACUCAACAGUCUAUUGAAGGCAACCAAUAGCCAUACUUCAUUGCUGGCUUUGUUUCUUCAAUCUUGCAGCAUACAUACAGAAGUGGCAUCAAUUAUGUGGUGCUCACCAUUUUUUCUUGAGGAUCAUAGUUGAUGAAUGAUUUCAAUUUUCGGUCUUCAUCUCUUAGUCCAGGUUAGUGGUUUUUGUAAUAGUUAACUGGUGUGAGUGUGAGAUGUAAUGGAGAUUGUGGUUUUAAAGGGCCAAUAACAAGAUGACAUGUGAGGCUGUCAAUUUAUUAGUUGUAGUUUAUUAUAUUUGAUUAUUGCAAUUUAUUUUAGUUAGUUAAGAUAACUAUCAUUAGCAUUAUAGUUAUCUAUUAGUUAGAAUAUUACCAUAUUAUAUAUAUGAGAUAUAUGUUACUUUUUUUUUGUUAUGGAACAAAUCUUGAAUGGUUCUAUA
This is a messenger RNA of Impatiens glandulifera, 2311 nucleotides long. RefSeq names its product probable hexosyltransferase MUCI70. The transcript is spliced from 6 exons. The record is from RefSeq and is a predicted model, not a curated record. The coding region runs from base 176 to 1657 and encodes 493 amino acids. Lineage: Eukaryota; Viridiplantae; Streptophyta; Magnoliopsida; Ericales; Balsaminaceae.